UCCACGGUGGGCGGAGUUUACGUCCAGGCACCAUGGCUUCGGUUGGGACCGAGCCCGCUGGUCUAGCCAAGAGCUGCGUGGAUAAAGGUGGAUCCACAAAGAAAGAGGGACUCGAUCCAGGAAGCAAUGGAGAAGAGAAGUCAGAUGGGGACAAAGAGGUAGCAGACAGACUGGCCUUUUCCCCUGCAGCAGAGGUGAUGCUGAACGGCACCGAGAGCGACGACACAAGCCACAAGGACCUGACAACAGGAAAUAACAAGACUGUACUGUUGUUAAAUGAAAAUGGCACGUCUGACACGGAGCCACCGCAUGGUUCUGUUACUGGAAGCAAUGGAUUCAUUCUCACUAAGCAGCAGCAGCCGGAGCAGGAAGGCAGCGCUGCAGCGGCACCAGGUUUGGGAGUUUCCCCUCACAGGACUAACUGGUUGCCCUCGGGCUCACCGACAGGGGGGCAUGCAGCCAAAACCCUCCCUGCCUCGGCAUCUGGGAGUGCACAGAGUUCAGGUGCACUAAGGACUGCCCCCAGUACAGGGACAAAGCCGGGGCAGGGGACACCAGACACUAAAAAUGGCCCCAGUUUAUCUCCUUCCCCGGUUCCAGCGCCAGUCACCGUACACAGAGCGCGCAAGACCAUGUCCAGACCUGCUGUCAGCCCUGCACAAAAGCUUCUUAACAGGGAAUUAAGGGAAGCAAAGAGUGCCAAAAUGGAGUCUCAUGUUGCACCCGACCUGCAGAAAUCCUCACCGCAGUCACCCUCUCAGAACCACCUACCUCAGAGUCCACCAGAUACGCCAUCUUCAGCACAAACUGCAUCAUCAGCUUCACCAGCACCUGUUCCUCCACCACAGCCACCUCCAGCUCCUGCAGAACGGGCAGCUCCUUCGGCUUCUCCUGCUCCUGUCCAAGCCAAGCUCCAGCUAGGCUCUUACUCAGGAGCGCUGUCAUCCCGUAAGAAGAAGAGGCGAAUGGGAAUGUACAGCUUGGUUCCCAAGAAGAAAACCAAAGUGCUAAAGCAGAGAACUGUGCUGGAAAUGUUUAAGGAACUACAACAGACUGCCAAGAGUCCAGAGGCUAAAGAGGUGGCCAGCAUAAAUGGGGAGAAAGUGGGAAAUGCAUCUGAGGAUGAAGAGUCAGAAGAUCUGGAGUCUGAAGAGGAGGAACAACAGCAGCCAUCAGAAGAACCGGAAAGUGCUGCGCAGGAACCCUCUGAAUCCAUCGCUCAGGUGAAAGACGAGCAGGAGUCUGAAGAAUCUGGAGAGGAAGAGUUGGAGGAGGAAGGCACUGAAUCUGACUUGAGCACAGAGUCGAGUCUGAAGAAAAAAUUGAAAAAGAAAACAAAAGCAGACAGCGCAUGGCUCCGGCCCUCCAGGAAACGAAAAAGGAGGAUGAAGUCCAAAGAGCUGGAGGUGGCUGUUCAGCCUCAGGCUCCAACUCCAGCCGAACCCCAUGAUCACAAGGAGUACACGCAGAUUGUCCCACCUGUCAGCCUCAGCACGCCUUCACCCAGCAAAGACACUUCAGGGUUGGCGGUUGAGGAGGCUCAGGAGCUUCCGCUCUGCAGUUGCCGCAUGGAGACCCCCAAGAGUCGAGAAAUUCUCAUUCUGGCAGACAGGAAGUGCAUGGCCACAGAGAGUGUAGAUGGACAGCUGACUCGCUGCCAGGACGCUGUAGUGAAACAUGAAAUGAUGCGUCCUUCCAACUCCGUUCAGCUACUCGUUCUGUGCGAGGACCAUCGCAACGGCAUGGUGAAGCACCAGUGCUGUCCGGGCUGCGGCUUCUUCUGCAGAGCGGGGACCUUCAUGGAGUGCCAACCAGAUGUGAACAUCUCUCACCGUUUCCAUCACGCUUGUGCCUCAGUGCUGAAAGGUCAAAGCUUCUGUCCUCACUGCGGAGAAGAGGCCAGCAAGGCCAAGGAGGUCACCGUUGCCAAGGCUGACACCACCUCCACCGUGCCCCCUGCUCUUGAACAUGGGCCAGCCACGCCUGGAGCCCUCGAGGGCCGAGCAGACACGACCACUGGCAGCUCCUCUUGUUUAACUGUGGGGGCUGAAGUCAGUGGCCGGGCUGACAGUUCGCUGCCUGUUCGUUCUGCACAUGGAUUCGACACAUCUGCUGUUCCUGGGUCCUCCAGGGCUGCCCCCCUGCAGGCUGUGAUGGCAACAACAGCCCUGUGUACACUCACUCCAGGACCCAGAGAAACUCUAGAGAGCAUCCUGGUGGCUCUCGACACAGAAAAACCCAAGAAACUGCGCUUCCACCCUAAACAACUUUACCUCUCUGCCAAGCAAGGAGAACUGAAGAAGGUCCUGCUCAUGUUGGUGGACGGUAUUGACCCGAACUUUAAGAUGGAAUCGCAGAAUAAACGCACCCCGCUGCACGCAGCAGCAGAGGGAGGUUACAAAGACAUCUGCCACAUGCUUGUUCAGGCUGGUGCAAACUUGGACAUGUGUGAUGAAGAUCAGCGGACUCCUCUGAUGGAAGCCUGUGAGAACAACCACAUGGAGGUGGUCCUGUACCUGCUCAGAGCUGGAGCCAGUGCCAUGCACAAGGAUGUUGAAGGGUUCACGUGCCUCCACCUAGCGGCCAAAUCUGGCCAUUACAAGAUUGUUGAGCACCUUCUGUCCACUGGACUGAUUGAUAUUAACUGCCAGGAUGACGGAGGCUGGACGCCCAUGAUCUGGGCCACAGAGUACAAACAUGCAGACCAGGUGAAGCUGCUUCUUACUAAAGGAGCUGACUGCAGCAUCAGGGACAAGGAAGAAAACAUUUGCCUUCACUGGGCUGCAUUCUCUGGCAGUGUGGAGAUAACGGAGCUGCUGUUGAACGCUCACUGCAAUCUGCAAGCUGUCAACAUCCACGGAGACUCUCCUCUACACAUUGCUGCUCGGGAGAAUCGCCUGGAUUGCAUCACGCUCCUCCUGUCUCGAGGAGCAGAUGUGUUUUUGAAGAACCGCGAGGGAGAAACUCCCCCAGACUGCUGCAGCCACAACUCGAAGGCCUGGGGCGCUCUGCAGGCCAACAGGAAGGAGAGGGAUGCCAAAAACAUUAGGCUUAGUCAAGCAGAAGAGAAAGCCCUUCACAGUGACAUAGCUUUAGGGCAAGAGCGAGUUCCCAUCCCCUGUGUCAACGCAGUUGACAGUGAACCUUACCCAGAUGGCUACAAGUACAUCCCCGAAAACUGUGUUACUUCCCCUAUGAAUAUUGACAGGAACAUAACACACUUACAGUACUGUAUUUGUAAGGAAGACUGCUCUGCGAGUAUCUGCAUGUGUGGACAGCUCAGUCUGCGCUGCUGGUACGACAAGAGUGGUCGACUUCUACCUGAAUUCUGCCGAGAGGAGCCUCCUCUCAUCUUUGAGUGUAACCAUGCGUGCUCCUGCUGGAGGACCUGCAAGAACCGCGUAGUGCAAAACGGACUCAGGACCAGACUCCAGCUGUUCAGGACCAGUAAGAAAGGCUGGGGUGUCCAAGCACUGCAAGACAUACCACAAGGGACCUUUGUAUGCGAGUAUGUCGGUGAGAUAAUCUCUGAAGCAGAAGCAGAGAUGAGGCAAAAUGAUGCUUACCUGUUCAGUCUGGAUGACAAGGAUCUCUAUUGCAUUGAUGCUCGUUUCUAUGGAAAUAUCAGUCGCUUCCUCAACCACAUGUGCGAGCCCAACUUGUUCGCUUGUCGAGUGUUCACGAAACACCAGGACCUGCGCUUUCCACACAUUGCCUUCUUUGCCAGUGAAAACAUCAAAGCUGGAGAGGAGCUUGGAUUUAACUAUGGUGACCACUUCUGGGAAGUCAAAAGCAAGGUGUUCAGCUGUGAAUGUGGCUCAUCCAAGUGCAGGUACUCCUCAGCGGCAAUGGCGUCCCUGCAGGCGGACAGCACACCCGAGGACCAGCAGCAGCCCAGCGCGUCGCCUGACACCAGCUCUUCCAACAGUCCUUCCAGUCCCUCCUAAAAAAACAACAACAACAAAAAAACAAAACAAAAACAAAAAAACAACAACAACAACAAAAAAAACAAACAAACGCUCCACACACUAAGUUUGGCCUCGUGUACUGACGGACACACGGGGACGCCAGUCCACAUCCUCUUUAAACUUUCAUUGGUGAACUUGUACUGUAUCUCCACUUUGGAUUGAAACCACGGACCACUGACCUUCGUUGAGAACCUAAAGACGAGAUGCACAAUCACAUCCUGGACUAACCUCCUGCUCUAUUAUUCCGCCGUAUGUAAUGUGAACAGCAGGGGGUGAUGUCAUCACGCACAGUAAACGCCACAGAGACGAUAAAACAGUCUUUACAUUUCAUAUUUCACUUUGCUGGAAAGCAGAACUGUGCGUUUUUGUUUUUCCCUUUUUCACC
Molecule: messenger RNA, 4353 nt
Organism: Pundamilia nyererei
Lineage: Eukaryota; Metazoa; Chordata; Actinopteri; Cichliformes; Cichlidae
Gene: ehmt1b
Product: euchromatic histone-lysine N-methyltransferase 1b
Exons: 26
Coding region: 33-3947 (1304 amino acids)
Biological process (GO): negative regulation of transcription by RNA polymerase II; peptidyl-lysine dimethylation
Cellular component (GO): nucleus; chromatin
Molecular function (GO): histone H3K9 methyltransferase activity; p53 binding; zinc ion binding
Source: RefSeq, a predicted model, not a curated record